AUGGUUAAAGGUAAGGAGGAGGUUGCAGUGAUUGGUGCUGGUUUAGUUGGUUGUUUAGCUGCCAUUGGGCUGUCGAAAAAGGGCUAUAAUGUAUCGUUGUUCGACUAUCGUUCUGAUCCACGGCUGGUGCCCAAGUGCGAUAGAAACCUGAGGUCUAUCAAUCUCGCUAUUUCUGCUCGUGGCAUAACAGCUCUCCAAUAUGUCGAUUACGAAAUGAGCCAACGUUUACUAAGUGAUAUAAUUCCCAUAUGUGGACGGAUGGUUCAUGACUUGAAGGGGAAUCUCGACUCGCAGCUAUACGGUCUUUUCGGUGAAUCUAUUAAUUCUAUUGAUAGGGAUAUUUUGAACAACAAACUCCUCGAUGAAGUCGAUGGGGUUGACGAAAUUAAGCUGUAUUUUGGUUACAAGUUGACAAAUCUCAGAUUUAGUGAUGUAAAGCAGACUGCUGUUUUCACUAUGGAUGGAGGAAAGCUGCAGAAGUCAUUAGAAUUUGAUUUUAUAGUUGGAUGUGAUGGUGCGUAUUCCAAAACACGCUAUGAGCUGCAACGUGAAAUAAGAAUGGAUUUUUCACAAGAGUAUAUUGAUUGCUGCUACUUGGAGUUAUCUAUCCCAGCUACUAAGGAUUUUGUCAGCAGGUUCAACGGCCAUUUCGCAAUAUCUCCCGACUAUCUACACAUAUGGCCGCGCCAUAAUUAUAUGUUGAUGGGCUUGCCUAACAAGGACGGUUCAUUUACAUGCACAUUUUUUGGUCCUUGGUCGUUGGUAGAAAGUUUUAAGUCUACUGACGAAAUUAAAAACUUCCUGUGUCACAACUUCCCCGAUGUAAUAGACCUCAUCGGUUUGGAAAAUGCAGUAUAUGCAUUUGAACAUAAAGAUAGGGGCGCAUUGAUGUGCGUUCAGUGCUCUCCACAACAUUUGGACGGUGGUAGAUGCAUCAUUUUAGGUGAUGCUUCCCAUUCAAUGGUUCCAUUCUAUGGUCAAGGUAUGAACUGUGGGUUUGAGGAUGUUCGAGUGUUGAUGCAAUUGUUAGAUAAAAAUAACUUAGAUAGGAACGCUGCAUUUCAAGAAUACACAUCUUCAAGACAAAAGGAUCUACUGGCAAUCGUCCAGCUGGCCAAGAGUAACUACAAGGAUAUGUCACAUGGUGUUAUCUCAAAGCUGCAUCUGUUUAAAAGGAAGCUGGAUCGAAUAUUCGGUAGAAUUUUAGGGAAUAGGUGGGUCCCUAUAUAUACAAUGGUAUCAUUUAGAGCUGAUAUCCCUUACCACGUUGCUCUACAAGUUGGGAAGAAGCAUAAUAUGAUCUUAAACUUUACUCAGGCAUUGUUAGCUGGUACUGCCUUUUGGGGAGCACUUAAAGUUCUAAAAACAUUUGGACCAAAUGCACAGAAAUUAUUAACUUGA
Messenger RNA from Eremothecium cymbalariae DBVPG#7215, 1401 nucleotides. RefSeq names its product kynurenine 3-monooxygenase (gene BNA4). Gene Ontology annotation, molecular function: NAD(P)H oxidase H2O2-forming activity; FAD binding; kynurenine 3-monooxygenase activity. Lineage: Eukaryota; Fungi; Ascomycota; Saccharomycetes; Saccharomycetales; Saccharomycetaceae. The record is from RefSeq and is a predicted model, not a curated record. Gene Ontology annotation, biological process: L-tryptophan catabolic process; quinolinate biosynthetic process; NAD+ metabolic process. Gene Ontology annotation, cellular component: mitochondrial outer membrane. The coding region runs from base 1 to 1401 and encodes 466 amino acids. The transcript has a single exon.